AUUAAUAACUUAUGGACACUGCCUACCAAUGGCAAACAAACACAAUAAGAACAGCUACAGAUGUAAAUACAGGUAAACCUGUUCCGUCUGACACUUCUGAAGAUAAAGAAAGCUGUCCUGACUGUUCAGUUGGUCAAUUCAAAUGCUACAAAGGAACUCCUAAUGAUAGAGAAGGCCAUUACUACAGAAGGCAACCGCUUUCUGAGACCUCCGAGGUUGUCAGAAUGCACUAUAAUUCUCGAAAAAAUAACACCAGGAAACUUAGGCAGUCUUCCCCUAUUAUCGCCCUUCGGUCCUUUAAUAACUGGGUAAAAACCGUGCUUAUUCACAUAGUACUCGAAAUGUACUCUGCACGAGGAAAAAUUGUUCAAUAUGUGCUAGACCUUGCUGGUGGAAAAGGGGGCGAUUUAGGUAAAUGGAAUAAGGCUUUUAUUAGACAUCUAGUUUUGAUUGACGUUGCCAGUUCUUCUGUCGAGCAUGCAUUAGAGCGUUACAACGAUAUGAAUGAGCCGUCAUUUAGCGCGGAAUUCGUUGUUUCGGACUGUGGGAAACCUGGGCUUGCUAGUUACUUGUCGAAACUACCUUUUUUUUUUGACGUAGUCUCGUGCCAGUUUGCUUUACACUAUUUUUUUGAGAGCGAAGAAAGAACAAAGACCUUUAUGAACCAUGUCUCGUCAAAAUUAUCUCCAGGAGGUUUUUUUUUCUGUACGUUUCCGGAUGCUAGAGUCAUCGAGGAGAGAAUGAAGAGCGGAAGAAACAGGUUUGGAAAUGAAAUAUAUGAGGUAUUUUUUGAUGAUGAGAACGUGCAGUUCAAAAAAUUUGGUACAAAAUAUACUUUCAAGUUGAAAGAUGCUGUAGACUGUAUUCCAGAAUAUGUUGUAGACCUUGAAACACUGAAGGAAUUGGCAGCAGAUCGGGAUAUGGACUUGGUUUAUGAGGCCAAUUUUCAAGAGUUUUUCGAAUCUAACAAGUGUACAGAACUGGGUGAACCGUUACUGUUUCGAAUGAACGUAUCUCCAGACAUACGCUAUGUUGAUCCAAUUUCCUGGGAAAUGGCUACAUUUUAUUGCACAGCCAUUUUUCAAAAAAGAAGUGAUUGUGAGAUUUUUCAACCUGGUGUGAGAAAGAUAUCUAAAGACGAGAUUGUUAUUAUCGAAGAUUAGAGUUGUGUUCAUGUGUCAUCAACAGUGAUCCCGGAUCAAAUCUCUGGGUUUAUUAUUUAUUGGCUAUAUAGAGAGAUAUUCAAAUAAAUACCCAAUCCAUGAUUGA
Molecule: messenger RNA, 1269 nt
Organism: Schistocerca gregaria
Lineage: Eukaryota; Metazoa; Arthropoda; Insecta; Orthoptera; Acrididae
Exons: 2
Coding region: 12-1163 (383 amino acids)
Biological process (GO): 7-methylguanosine mRNA capping
Cellular component (GO): nucleus
Molecular function (GO): mRNA 5'-cap (guanine-N7-)-methyltransferase activity
Source: RefSeq, a predicted model, not a curated record